AUGGGGCGAACAGUGAACGAAGAUUCAAUGGAUGCCAAGAAGGAGAAUCAAGAGAAAGCUCCUCACUCAGGUACAUCUUCUGUGCAAAAUGAUGAUUUCCACUGGGAAAAUUACUUGAAAGAGACUGGAUCUUCGAGUGCCCCUUCAGAGUGUUUCAGACAGUCCAAGGUUCCACCAGCUAAUGACUUCAAAGUUGGUAUGAAAUUGGAAGCCCAUGACCCUCGCAAUAUGACUUCAGUAUGUAUAGCCACGGUCAUUGGAAUUACUGGUGCCAGGCUACGUUUAAGACUGGAUGGUAGUGACAACAGAAAUGAUUUUUGGAGACUUGUCGAUUCUCCAGACAUACAGCCUAUUGGGACAUGUGAAAAGGAAGGGGACUUACUUCAGCCUCCACUGGGGUAUCAGAUGAAUGCGUCAUCUUGGCCAAUGUUCCUCUUACGAACACUGAAUGGAUCUGAAAUGGCACCUGCGACAUUCUUUAAGAAGGAACCACCAAAGCCACCUCUAAAUAAUUUUAAAGUGGGAAUGAAACUUGAAGCUAUAGACAAAAAGAACCCUUAUCUGAUCUGCCCUGCAACUAUUGGAGAUGUUAGAGGAGAUGAAGUGUAUAUCACAUUUGAUGGCUGGAGUGGAGCUUUUGAUUACUGGUGCAAGUACGAUUGUCGAGAUAUUUUCCCAGUUGGGUGGUGUCGCCUGACAGGAGAUGUAUUACAACCACCUGGAACUCAUGUGCCUGUUACAAAGAAUAUAGCAAAAACACAGUCUUCUGUUUCCAAAGCAACCCAACGUUCAAUGCAGUCUCCACAGAAAACUGCUGUAAUAUUACCAACACAGCAGAUCAGGAAAUCAGGUCGCAUUAAACCACCUGCACAGACUUCAGUCCCUAAGAAGGGAAGUGCUGUUAAAAAUCUUACACCAAGGACAAAAGGCCCAAAAAAGGAAAAAUAUUUUCCUGUUUUGUGCUCUACAUCUUCAGCUUCUAUAAAUUCCCUGGCCAGAAAGCGUCGUGUUUCAUAUGAUAAGGAUGCUGCUCCUGGCACAUCUAAAAUAGUGAUGUCAACAGUCUGUGUCUAUGUAAACAAACAUGGAAAUGCUGGCCCUCACCUGGAUCCGAAGAAAAUCCAGCAGCUGCCUGACCACUUUGGCCCGGGCCCCGUGAAUGUGGUGCUCCGGAGGACCGUGCAGGCCUGUGUGGAUUGUGCCAUUCAAAGUAAGACUGUUUUUGGAUUUCUUAAGCCAGAUCAUCGUGGAGGAGAACUGAUAACUGCUUCCUUUGAUGGGGAAACUCACUCUGUCCAGCUCCCUCCAGUGAAUAGCGCAUCAUUUGCUCUUCGCUUUCUUGAGACCUUAUGCCAUAGCUUGCAGUGUGAUAACCUUCUGAGCAGCCAGCCUUUUAGCUCUUACAGAGGUACUACUCCUAAUCCUGCAGAGCAUGAUAAAAAUAAAUCAGUAAAAGAAGACAUAACAGAAAAGAAAAGCCCCAAACGGCCUUCUCAGGAACCUAUACCUUAUGUUGUUCCUGUGUCACCUAAGCUCCCCAAAACAAAGAUGCAUGCCUCUAAAGAAGAACUACUGUCUUCUGAGGGAAAUGGCAUGCCCAAAGAGGAAAAGCUUCCUGAAGAUUCCAAAAACUCACCACUAAAUCCAGCAAAUUCUUUAAGCCCUACCAGCAGAAAUCCUGUAAGCACUCAUACUGUAGUCUCCAGGAAUUUUUCUCCAAGUGUGCCUGGCAUCUCAAGUUCAGCACUAGUGGGGACCAGAUCUACCAAGAGCAGUCACCAUGAAGUUAAAUUCCAAAUGCAGAGGAAAAGUGAAGCUCCAAGUUAUAUAGCUGUACCUGACCCCAGUGUCCUGAAACAAGGCUUCUCUAAGGACCCUUCAACCUGGUCUGUGGAUGAAGUGAUACAGUUUAUGAAACAUAAAGAUCCUCAGAUAUCAGGCCCCCUCGCCGACCUCUUCAGGCAACAUGAAAUUGAUGGGAAGGCUCUGCUACUACUCAAAAGUGAUGUGAUGAUGAAGUACAUGGGGCUGAAGCUGGGCCCAGCAUUAAAGUUAUGUUACUACAUUGAAAAACUUAAAGAAGGAAAAUACAAUUGA
This is a messenger RNA of Odobenus rosmarus divergens (Pacific walrus), 2097 nucleotides long. It is a transcript of the gene SCML2, whose product is annotated as sex comb on midleg-like 2 (Drosophila). The transcript has 14 exons. The record is from RefSeq and is a predicted model, not a curated record. Gene Ontology annotation, cellular component: nucleus. NCBI's taxonomy places the organism in Eukaryota, Metazoa, Chordata, Mammalia, Carnivora, Odobenidae. The coding region runs from base 1 to 2097 and encodes 698 amino acids. Gene Ontology annotation, molecular function: protein binding. Gene Ontology annotation, biological process: regulation of DNA-templated transcription.